UUUAGUGACCGUGCGUGUUGCCAUACGUUGUUAAAUAUUUGUGUUAACGUCAGCGGAGAAUGGCGACUCAAUGAGAACAUUAAAAACUUCUUGCUUUUUUUGAUACGACGACACAAAAAGACGGUUGAUGAAAAGGGAGAGCUUAGACCUUAUAUUGCUGUGGAUGUGAGCUGAAACAAUGAGUCAUAACUGGGCUCCAAAUACUUGGGUGAAAGUAAGCAGAGCGUUUCAUUUGUGGCAAACACAUGCUCACAAGUCAGCAGCGUCACUUCCCUUGUCUGGUACCUCUCACUGCAGGGUUUAUGUACAACAACCUUAUUGCUACAAGGUUGGCUAUUUCAGCUGGAGGCACAUCCACCACCUGAGGAUCACUAGGCGUAAGGGAUGGCUCUCUAAAGCUAACCAGGUCAGACAAAAGCUUGGACUCCACACCAGCACCCUGCGUUUAAACACUUCAGCCUCACGGUGGUCUGCUGGUCUGAGCCAACACAUGUCGCGGGUCAGGAGCACACUGGUCACAGUAUCUAAAGCUGUGAGUGGGACACAUACAGAACUUCUCUCCAAAAUCGGCAGACUCAAGCCAAAUGCUUUAAAGGGUGGGAAAAAGGCUGAGGCAAAUGUUGAGUCAGUGCCAAAAGCUGAGGAGAGCGCAGUCACAUCAACUCCUACUCCCAGUGAAGCUGCACCCAAACCUAUAUGUAACUCAUCUCCUGUCAGUCCUUCUAUUCCUACUUCUGCUGCUACAAGUGCCACUACCUCCACUCAUCCUCACAAUCCUUCACAAGCGUCCGUCACUGCCACAGUUCUGACUGUGCGUGAACUGAAGGAGAAAAGGCUGAGACGUGUUGUUCCUGCUGUCAGAGCCAGUUCUGCCAGGAAGCAAGAGGAGCCUAAACAUUCACAGAGAGAUACUGAGAGCAAGAGCACAACCCCCAAACAAAACACAGCACUUUUCCAUCCCAGCACCUUUUCAGGUACCCUGGAUGAGACUUACAACUACCUGGCCCAUCACAUCAACUCAUACUUUGGCAGCAGUACAAAGACUCAGGACAAGAAAGUGGACAAUGUUGACUUUCCCUCUUCUUCCUCUCAGGGGCAACAAACUAGUGACCUCAUGCCAGUGUCUGAUAAAACAGUCUCUGUUUCUCCAGUUACCCCACCUUCCCCUAAGAAGGGUUUAAGUCACUACCUAUCCUACUCAGCUCCGACUGUGCAAGCCUUUGUAGGAAGCUACAUUGCUCCCCUGGUCCCAAAGUUUAGGACAGCAGAGUCCAAGAGUGCAACAGUGGAGGAAAAGAAGUCUGAGGAUGCACCAGUCAAACAGAUGGAGACAGCAGUUAGCAAGGAACAGAAGGCUGCAGAGGAGAAAGCCAAGAAACUUCUGCUUCAAAGGGAGAAGAUCAUUGCUAGAGUGAGUGUGGACAAUCGAACUCGGGGUCUGGUUCAGGCUCUCCACAGAGCAUCAGAUGUAAGAGUCUACAUCAACAGGGUGGAGGACCUCAGCUAUCAUCUCCUGGAGUUUCCAGAGACGAGUGGUGUUGCAGUCAAGGAGAAAGUUAUUCCUUGCCUGCUGCGUCUGAGACAGGCCAGUGACCCAGGCCUGAGAGCAGCAGUUAGAGAAGCCCUCGCUCUGGUUGGAUACCACAAACCUGUGAAAGGCCGGGGUAUACGCAUUCUGUCCAUAGAUGGAGGAGGGUUAAGGGGAGUUGUUGCACUUCAGACGUUACACAAGCUGGAGGCCCUGACCGGCAAACCCAUUUAUAAACUGUUUGAUUAUAUUUGUGGUGUCAGCACAGGUGCUAUCCUGGGGUUCAUGCUAGGCGUGUUCCAAAUCCCACUGAACGAAUGUGACGAUCUUUACCGGAAGCUGGGUUCAGAUGUCUUCAAGCAGAACGUCAUCGUUGGCACAGUGAAGAUGGGCUGGAGCCACGCUUUCUAUGACAGCGAAGCCUGGGAAAACAUCCUCAAAGAGAAAAUGGGCUCUCACCUCCUGGUGGAGACUUCAAGAAACCCUGAAUGCCCCAAGGUGGCAGCGGUGAGCACCAUUGUGAACAGGGGCACUCCUCUGAAGGCCUAUGUGUUCAGGAACUACAACCUGCUCCCCGGGGUGCGCUCUCACUACCUGGGGGGCUGCCAGCACCAGCUCUGGCAGGCCAUCCGUGCCACAUCAGCAGCCCCUGGAUAUUUCCAGGAGUUCACCUUGGGAAAUGAUCUCCACCAGGAUGGAGGUCUCCUGAUUAACAACCCCACAGCACUGGCUAUCCAUGAGUGUAAAUGUUUGUGGCCAAACACGCCCCUGGAGUGCGUGGUCUCACUCGGUACUGGCCGCUUUGAAACUCCUGGCAAGAACAGCGCCACCUACACGAGCCUCAAAACCAAACUCACAAAUGUCAUCAGCAGCGCCACAGACACUGAGGAGGUUCACGCCAUGCUUGACGCCUUCCUCCCUGCCGGCACUUAUUUUCGCUUCAACCCCUACAUGAGCGAAGACAUCUCCAUGGACGAGAACCGGCAAGAGAAGCUCAACCUGCUGCAGGCCGAGGGCGUCCGUUAUCUGGAGAGGAACGAGGAGAAGCUGAAGAAAGCCGCUCGCAUCCUCACCCGAGAGAAAAGCUCCGUCCAGAGGAUGGCAGAGUGGGCCAGGCUCAGGGCUGAUAUGUAUAACGGUGUGUCCUUUAAGUCCUCUAAACUCUAGAUCCAAUACAAGCAACCUUUACCUCAAAACAUGGAGCACUCCCCUUAUUCUUAACUGCCUAGAAUAUGUUAUGUUACCAUUAUGUGUCAUAGUUGAUGGCGUCGUUGACCUGUAGCUUUGAAAAACAUUUUGUAAAUGCACAAAUAGAUACUGUGCCCGACAUGCCAAACACUACCUUCCUCCUCACUUCACACUUUGAGUGUGAGUUUAGUGUUAAUGUGUUGCAUUCUACCAGAAAAUGCAUCUGGUUGCUGCUGUAAUUUGGCAGCACUCCACUCAGCACUCUGUUGCAUUCAAAGCAAAUGUUUCGAAUGACAUGAGUGUUUUAGAAUUCCCUAAAUAAGGAAUCACUGUUAGCUUUGCUAACAAAUGUGGCUUGUAUGCUUAAAGUAAUUGUUAAACAUCGUGGGAAACAUGCUUAUUUGUUUUCUUGCUGAACUUAAGAUUCAAAGAUUGAUACUAAAUAAAUAACCGUACGGUAAAAGUGAAGCUACUGCCAGUAGCUGGUAAGCUAGCAUGAGGACUUGAAAUGGGGAAAAGGCAAGCCUGGCUCCGGUCAAAGCUAACAAAACCCACCUAACUAGCUGUUCGUAUGGCUGUGUAUUGGCAAGAAUCUGGUGAUUCAGUACUUGUCAUGAUACAGGAUUGACAAUAUUGCAAUAUAUUGUGAUACUUUACGUAAAGCAGUAUAUUGUGAUUUUUAAAUUUAAUUUUUGGAGUAAGUGGUGUGCGCUCCAUGACUCUGCUUGUUUCAUAGGUACAUGUUCUCGCCAGUGAUAUGUUUACAUAUUGGAGUGGAGGAGUCAAAUGGCUGCAGAUAGAUUAUAAUACUACUAUCUAGCAGUUGGGAGUUUAAAUACAACACAAAAAUAACCACAACUCCUUAUCUUUGCAUGUAAGUUAUUAAUUAGAUGCUGUCUUUUUGAGAACCAUUACAGUCUCACACACAGUCUACAGUUUCCCAUAUCCAGACUUUGUGCUAAGCUAAGCUAGCCAGCUGCUGGCUCUAGUUACAUUUUCACCAUACAGAUAUAAGUAUAGUCAAUCUUCUCUAACUUUGGUGAAGAAAGCAAAUAAACAUUUUCUAAAAUGUCAAACUUUUCCUUUAAAAAGCAAAAUACUAUAACAUUCUUCAGUAGCCAGUAACAGACUGUUUCACCAAGUGAGGACUUUUCAACCACUUGUUUUCCUUUUUUAGAUUUGUUAUGACAACCAGUAUAUCCUCACAAAUCUGUGUUUAUACUUUCACAGAAAAAUGUGUAGAUGGGAUAUAUGAUAUGGAAAUGCAGUAUAAGUGAAGCUAAGCUGCUAAUCUGCAACUCUAGAACACCAAUGUCAAGAAAUGACAGACAAAAAAAAUGUAUUCUUAGUUUUAUUAACGGUUAAUCACGGUCAAUUUGAGCACUAAAUGCGAGUGACAUUUCUGUGAUGUAACGUCAAAAAUUUGCACCUUUGACAAAGCAGCUACUGGUCCACUGUGUAAUUGUAUACUGAUAUUAGUAACAAUGGUACAUGAGGGCUCAUUUCAAGCAUGACAUGUUGUAUAUGUUGUAUGUAAAUGCAUGUUAUAUUUAAGAUUUUAUGCACAAAGAUAGUAAGUAUUUAGUUUUUAAAAAACUGCUAAGAAGAGUAUUGCAAAAAUUUACCCUGAUAUUUGAUUCUGAAAAAAACUAUAAUAAUGAAUAAUAAUGAUUUAAUGUGUAGCGGAUAUGUCAGGGUGUUCUCACUUCCAACUUGUCAAAUACAGCCACUCAGUCAGUGGUCAUAGGCUUUGAAUUAUGAUGCUCUACAUGGCUGUAGUCAUCACAGUGGAAGUAAAGAAGAAAAUCAAGUGACGUUGUAUAAAAAGCAAUAAAGUGUAGAGGGGAGGUUGAAAAAAAAAAAACAGGAGAGUUUCACCCAGGAGAGCGCUGUUUGUGUCCCAUGUGAAACCAAAAGUUUAAAUUGACUAAUUUUGACUUAAGUACAGUAGUUUAAGUCCAUAAGUCCCAGUGAAACAGAAAUUAGAGAGUCUGAAGCUUCUGUGCUGUGACAUUUUCACAGAAUAUUUGAGCAGUGUAGCGUUACUACAGGGAUUUAAAUCACAUCCUUCACAUUUGAUUAAAGCGCCAAAAAGUGGAGCUACAGUGCAGUCUGCUGCUGAGCGGACGGUUUGGUCCACAUACACCUCCCUUGGCGUUGGAUCAGGAGGACCAGUGGAUAGAUGACUGAAUUAGACCUCUGCCACAUUGUUUUGGAAAUCAAAGGUUUUUUCCACUGAUAUCUGAACAUGCAUCUCUUCUUUGUUCUCUCCACAUUGCUCUGUUAGCGAGAUGACCUACAAAUGGUGAAGUGCAGUGAUAUAUGAGCUGUGUGGCUAGCUAGUAUACCAAAGUCCCAUUUGAUUGAAUAAAAUGCCCUUGAAUGCAGCCAUCGAACAUUUGAAACUAUUUUAUCUGGUUUUACAUUAAGAGAAAAGACAGGGAUUUUGGUGUAAAAAUACUAUAAUUUUGAUUUUUUAAAACAUAUAACUGGCAUAUACAAAGAGGUGAUGACACAGGAUUAAAGCUAUGAAAAUGUUUUUUUCAAUUCAUGGGAACUUUAAAUCUAACUGGAAGUUUAUUUUGGAAAGAUAUUGUAUGCAUGUAACGAGUAAAAACACACAUGCAAAACUGGGUUCAAAAAAUGGUACGCAGAGCGUCAAAAUUUGAAGCCUAGGGCCACUGCCCAAGCUGACGUAUUUGAUGAGUCAUGAGUGAGACCUUGUUGGAUGUAUAAGUAACCAAAUGGAGGCUCUCUGUCACAAAAAUGUAACUUUUAUGUGUUAUUUUAGCCUCUGAGUAUUUUAAGUUGGCUUGUUUCAAAGGCUUUUAUCAUGGUGUGCUUGAUUGUUUGGUUUUAUGGAUUCCCCGCAGGCGACACACAUUUUCCACUCUGUCUUCAGUGUGCCCUCUUUCUCUUUGAUGCCUCUUCUCAAAAGCCUCUUUCACCCUUUUUACCUUGAAGUGCUGUGUUUCAGCCCCCACUCUGCUGUGCUGUAACGUCUGUUACAACUAAACAGGACACAGCUGAGGGACUGGUUUGAAACAGAUUGCUGCUCAUUGAUUUGUCACGGCUUGAAUUAUCUUAAUGACAUGUACAGCUAAAGAUGCACUGCAGACAUUCAUGCCUAACCUCUUCCAGUACUGUAUAACUCAUACAACAGUGUGUUGGUUACUUCCGAGGACCUGAGGUAAAGUGGACGCAGAUAUUACCCAGAUUAAAAUAAUUCCACUGUUCUCCUGUUGAUCCUAUGUAAAGACUGUUUGAGAGUGUAUGUAAUUAAAACCCAUCACUGAA
Messenger RNA from Plectropomus leopardus (leopard coralgrouper), 6013 nucleotides. Its product is annotated as calcium-independent phospholipase A2-gamma-like. The record is from RefSeq and is a predicted model, not a curated record. Gene Ontology annotation, cellular component: membrane. Lineage: Eukaryota; Metazoa; Chordata; Actinopteri; Perciformes; Serranidae. Gene Ontology annotation, biological process: arachidonate metabolic process.